CAGCCCUCGCCCAGUGUUCCCCCCUGCAGCCUGUUUGUGGCAAUGAAGCGCACGGGCUUGCGGAGGCUUGCUCUGCCGCGAGCCGUUGGGACUUGGGCUUUGGGCUUACGCAGUGGACCACUGAUCAGCGCGAGAUAUGGGCGCGCAGCAACAACAGCUGGAUGCCGUUGGCUUCCUUGCAACGCGCCUCGAGUCAUACACGGGCACCCUGCUUGCCGCCAGUUCAGCACGGCACCGCAGAGGCGAUAUACCGAUGACGACGGCGACGACGAUGCCGGCACGUACAGCGAAGCGGACUACGAACACGCCGUCAUCUCCACGUUUGAUCUCUUCUCCAUCGGCAUCGGCCCUUCGUCAUCGCACACUGUCGGCCCCAUGCGCGCUGGCAACAUCUUUGUCGCGGACCUCGUGGAAGCCAACCUACUCCAGCGGGUCGACAAGAUCCGCGUCUCCAUCUACGGCAGCCUGGCCCUGACGGGCGAGGGGCACAUGACGCCGUCGGCCCUGCUUCUCGGCCUGGAGAGCGCCGACGUCGAGACAGUCGACACCUCGUACGUGCCCAAGCGCUUCGUCGAGAUCAAGUCGACCAAGAAGCUCUUCUUGGGCCAGGGCCUGCCAGGGGGUCACAAGGGCAAGGAGAUUGCCUUUGACUACGAACGCGACUUCAUCUGGGAAUGGGGCCGCAAGUUGCCCCUCCACAGCAACGGCAUGCGGCUGAUGGUCUUCGACGCCCACGGCGACAUGCUGGCCACCAACGAUUUCUUCAGCGUCGGUGGCGGCUUUGUUGUCAACGGCGCCCUGUCCAACAAUGCCGCCGCGGCGGCUUCUUCCAAUGGAGGAGGUCAGGACCUGCCAAAAGGUGGCUCGUCCGAAGACUGCCGCGAUCUGGUGGCUCCAGAUUCAGGACAUCAUCCGGCUGAUCUGUCCGAGAACAUGUUUUACAAGGAGAUCCGCCGCGCAGAUGCUGCUGGAGAUCGCAAGACCGGGCUCGAGGUCAAACUCCUUGACGGCGACGAUGCCGGGGUGUCUGAGACUGGUUUGGAGUCCACUACUACUCCUCCUUCAAGCGGCCUCUCACCUACCUCGACUAGUGGUCCCACAGACAUCGAGACCGAAGGCGACCGCACUACUACCAAAUCCCCCCAGCCCCGUUACCCUUUCCGCGAUGCGGCCAGCUUGUUGCAUUUAUGUCACAAGCAUAACCUGACCAUCGCGCAGCUGGUGUUUGAGAACGAAAAGAGCCACGGGUCCUCGGAAGAAGAAGUGUAUCGGAAGCUCUUUCGCAUCUGGCGGGUCAUGGACGAAAGCAUCCUCGAAGGAGUCCAGGCUCCGCUCGACUCGACCCUACCGGGCUCGCUCAAGCUGCAUCGACGAGCCCCCGCGCUGUACAGGCGGCUCACGCGAGGUCUCUAUCCCUCACACACACAAGCAUCCCAAGACGUCGAACGCGCGGGAUCAUCAAAGACGCCCAAUGAACCCUUACCUCACCCGACAGCCGCAGUGGUGACUGCGGCACAAAAUCGCACGGGCCUGCGACGGGCUCCCCGCAUCGUCCAUGGUGCCCUGGACCACCCGAUCCCUCCGUCUCCCCCGCGCCGCACCACUUUCCCGGCCAUGGAUUACUUGACCGCGUACGCGAUCGCCGUCAACGAGACCAACGCGGCCGGGGGACGGAUCGUCACGGCCCCCACGAACGGCGCGGCUGGCAUCAUCCCCGCGGUGCUCAAGUACACGAUCGAAUUCAUCAGCGACGACCCCGAACGCGACGUGCCGACCUUCCUGCUCACGGCCGCCGCCAUCGGCAUGCUGUACAAACGGGGCGCGACCAUCUCCGCGGCCGAGGGCGGCUGCAUGGCGGAGGUCGGGGUCGCGUGUUCCAUGGCCGCGGGCGCCUUUGCGGCGUGCAUGGGCGCCAGCCCCGAGGCGGUCGAACAGGCGGCCGAGAUCGGCAUCGAGCACAACCUGGGCCUCACGUGCGAUCCCAUCGGUGGCCUCGUCCAGGCCCCCUGCAUCGAGCGAAACGCCCUGGGUGCCGUCAAGGCCAUUUCGAGCGCCAACCUGGCCCUCAGCAGUGAGACCGGCACGCAAAAGGUGAGGCUGGACGACGCCAUCCGGGCCAUGCGCCUGACUGCCCGCGGCAUGAGGAACGAGUUCAAGGAGACCAGUCUGAGCGGACUGGCCACGAGUGUGCCGCUUCACAUCCCCGUCAGCGUGCCUGACUGUUGAGGUGGGGGAAUCCAAGGUCUCGCGAUUUCGAGCUUUGCUUCUCGCUGUCACUUGUCAAUAUGUCACAAACGUGGUUAAAGGUGCUUCAAAGUGAUAGAAGGAGGUGGUUUGUUAGAUAUGCAAUCUCAGAUGCACCAAAACUUCCUCCACACCCUGUCUGUGGCUGGGCCAUACCCAACCACUUCAAGACGUGUCGGGUAUUUCAGGUGGUCUCUCUCUCUCUCUUUUCCGCUCUGAUCUCGAAUCAAUUUACGGAGACGAGACUCCAGAGGAUAAGAUCGUCAGCUUCAUGAGUAGAAAAAGGAAACAGCUUGAGAGAACUAGCCCCGCCGGCACAUCCAUCCCAGGGGCUUUGUCGUCUAUGGCCGUAGGACAGUGAAGACUUAGAUUGUACAAGGUAACUAUACCUUGCAGGUACAUGGGAUAUAUAGAUCUAGGAGAUUCA
Messenger RNA from Cladophialophora immunda, 2671 nucleotides. Its product is annotated as L-serine ammonia-lyase. Bases 43 to 2226 code for a protein of 727 amino acids. NCBI's taxonomy places the organism in Eukaryota, Fungi, Ascomycota, Eurotiomycetes, Chaetothyriales, Herpotrichiellaceae. The transcript has a single exon. Gene Ontology annotation, molecular function: 4 iron, 4 sulfur cluster binding; L-serine ammonia-lyase activity. Gene Ontology annotation, biological process: gluconeogenesis. The record is from RefSeq and is a predicted model, not a curated record.